GAUGGCGUUGUAAUGGAGGUUCAGAGGUGGCAGCUGUGGGUUGAUAUCAAUGACUGUCGGUAUUUGGAAUAUAAAACUGUUUAAAAGUUAGUUAAAAGGCCCUGAUCGUUUUUAAACAAGGUCAAACAAAUAAAGAAGGACCACAAUUCCAUGGUCAUUUUCUCGAUUGAGAGUUUGUUUGUUUGUUUUUGAUGCCUUGCUUGUAGAGCUGGCACUAUGCCCGCGGCUACUGUGGAUCAUAGCCAAAGAAUAUGUGAGGUUUGGGCUGACAACCUGGAUGAAGAACUCAAAAGGAUCCGCCAGGUCAUUAGAAAAUACAACUACAUUGCCAUGGACACAGAGUUUCCAGGUGUAGUUGCGAGACCGAUUGGAGAGUUCAGAAGCAAUGCUGACUACCAGUACCAGUUACUGCGAUGUAAUGUAGACUUGCUAAAGAUUAUCCAGCUGGGCCUUACCUUUAUGAAUGAACAGGGUGAAUAUCCACCGGGAACUUCAACAUGGCAGUUCAAUUUUAAGUUUAACCUCACGGAGGACAUGUAUGCACAGGACUCCAUCGAGCUCUUGACAACAUCAGGCAUCCAGUUCAAGAAGCACGAGGAGGAGGGGAUCGAGACAUUGUACUUGGCUGAACUGCUCAUGACCUCAGGGGUGGUGCUCUGUGAGGGCGUCAAGUGGCUUUCUUUCCACAGUGGCUAUGACUUUGGCUAUCUGAUCAAGAUUCUGUCCAACUCUAACCUGCCCGAAGAGGAAGUGGACUUCUUUGAGAUCCUUCGCCUGUUCUUCCCCAUCAUAUAUGAUGUCAAGUACCUCAUGAAGAGCUGCAAAAACCUCAAGGGUGGGCUACAGGAAGUGGCAGAACAGCUGGAGCUGGAGAGGAUUGGCCCCCAGCACCAAGCUGGCUCAGACUCACUACUGACAGGCAUGGCAUUCUUCAAGAUGAGAGAGAUGUUCUUUGAGGAUCAUAUCGACGAUGCAAAGUACUGUGGUCACUUGUACGGGCUGGGUUCAGGCUCUGCAUACGUCCAGAACGGCACAGGGAACGCCUACGAGGAGGAAGCCAAUAAACAGCUGUCAUGACAUCAUCACUGGGAUCUUUCUGGAUGGUCUGCUCUAGUCAAUUACUACGACGACUGGAAUAAUGGAAGAACAAAAGCAUUAUUUAUACCAUUUCGGAAGCUUUUUGUCAUAAGCGCUUCUUACUUUAGGUGGUUGGUAAAUUUGGUGGUUCAAUAGUUCCUAUCUCCAGAUGUACCCAAGGUGUGUGUUUGUGCUUAAAAUCAUGUUUUUUCUAUGAAAGCAGUUUAGAGGGGCUGGUUGGUUCAUUUAGAUUUCACAUGAAGCGCUUGAAGAGAAACAAGGGAUUUUAGUUUUUCAAACUUUUUCUGUAGAAAUUUUGCACUUUAAAAGCUCCUAACCAGAUCCUUGAUUUUAUAUGAAAAGCUACGUUUUUCUGGUAUGCUCCUCUUUGUUGCCUUCUCUAAGUUCAAUUUUUUUCACUUAACAUCUGUCUUUAUUAUGAAAAUAAGUUGUUUUUUUUCACCAAACUUAGCCUUAAUAGUAGCUACAUUUUUUUUUAUGUUAUUUUAAUAUUUAAUUUAUUGUACUGGUUGGUUCUUUUCUUGUGACGAGACCCCCCCUCCCCUCCAUAUGUAAAGAAAAAAAUGCAAUAUACGAGAGAUUGUUUUUAAAGCUUUUGUAAAUAAAGGCUUCAAACUUUUCUAACAUAUAAGAACUUGAUUUGAGUGAGUUUGAAAUCUGUUUAAGAGUCAUAUUUUAAAUUAUAUACCUUAUAGGCUAUUGAGACCGAUAUGGGAGAAAGGUACAAGAACAGUCAAUAGCAAUAUAAACAGGCUGAACAU
This is a messenger RNA of Oncorhynchus masou masou (cherry salmon), 1859 nucleotides long. It is a transcript of the gene cnot7, whose product is annotated as CCR4-NOT transcription complex, subunit 7. Gene Ontology annotation, molecular function: nucleic acid binding; poly(A)-specific ribonuclease activity. NCBI's taxonomy places the organism in Eukaryota, Metazoa, Chordata, Actinopteri, Salmoniformes, Salmonidae. The record is from RefSeq and is a predicted model, not a curated record. Gene Ontology annotation, cellular component: CCR4-NOT core complex; CCR4-NOT complex; P-body. The coding region runs from base 217 to 1077 and encodes 286 amino acids. The transcript has 7 exons.